UCGCUUAAAUCGAAUGUAAUCAUUUUUGCAUCAGAUUACAAACUUUGAAUUCUUUAGCCCCACCCUAAGAUAGCGAAGGAUCAUCAAUCACGCAGAAAAGUAAAAGAUAAUUUAGAUUAGAUAAGAAUGUUGUAUAUUAGUUCCACUAGACCAUGUUAUCCUCACACUUUUAUCCAGUCGCUCCAAUCCUACAUUAGAAUUAUAUUCACGGAUAAACACGCUCCUAAGAAUCAUGAAAAUUAUUCUCAUCUGCACGAUAUUUACCCUGCUCAUUUUUGGCAGUGAUGCAACCGAAAAUCCGGACAUGAACGUGACCGAGGUUCAAGUCUUCAUCGUCUACGCGUACAACUUGCCCGACAGGGACGACGGAAACGAUAUUAACGACCCCUUCUUGCAAAUAAAGGACAGCGCAGGUCGAGAAGUAUUCAGAUCACCUACGCAGGACAAUGUCCAACUACCAGUUUUUGAUCCCGUAUCUUUUAACGUGUUUUCCAGCGAGGUGUACAAUAUCGAAGUCCGUGACAAUGAUGUAGGUCCCGACGAUAGUCUGGGGUCGGUCGCUGUACCAGGAAGAAAUUUAGUUGGGGGACUGCACCGAUUAAGUAACCCGGUUGGCGGAUCGGUUGAAUUUUUAUGGAAGUAUCCCACCCAACAACCCCCCACGACCACAACCACGACCACUACCACGACACCGAGAACAACCAUAACCACCACGACGACCACGACUACCCAGAGAACCACGACUACUCCAACUACAACCACGCCUCGAACCACCACAUGGGGAAGACCCAGUCCACCGGGACCUUGUAGUGGAGAUCGGUGUAACGGGCAUGGAAGGAUAAAAGGUAGUCUGGGUGCAUUGGGGUCAAUUAACGUGGCAUUGGCAUUGUUCGCCAGAAUUGUGAUAACACUGUGAUCAUGAUGCGAACAGGCUUAUCAUGUAUUACAUAAUGUAUUAUAUAACAUAUUGUGGAGUGGAAUAUAUGUACAUAUGGAACUUCAAUAAAACCUUUCUUUGGACUAUGAUCAAUUAAA
Molecule: messenger RNA, 1035 nt
Organism: Folsomia candida
Lineage: Eukaryota; Metazoa; Arthropoda; Collembola; Entomobryomorpha; Isotomidae
Product: bromodomain and WD repeat-containing DDB_G0285837
Exons: 3
Coding region: 233-916 (227 amino acids)
Source: RefSeq, a predicted model, not a curated record